Molecule: messenger RNA, 381 nt
Organism: Rotaria sp. Silwood2
Lineage: Eukaryota; Metazoa; Rotifera; Eurotatoria; Philodinida; Philodinidae
Source: the annotation of a GenBank genome assembly
AUGCAACAACAACAACGUCUGGCUCAUAUUCUUGAAAUCGUACAAGAUUUAAUAGCUUUAUCCGUAUUACGUGCAGCAGAAUCGAUAACAUUUAUUCUUGAUUUAGAACUUUCAGUUCAUUAUAUAUUAAUUAAUAAAGAUUAUUUUGAUAAAAUUGAAAAACAAUUAUCAAAUUCUAAUUCUCAAGUUUCAUCUAUACCUUCUGUUAUUCAAUUAACUCAGUCAUCAUCAACAGUAACAACUACUUCUAAACCACAAUUUCGAUCAUUAGAUUUCAAACGAUCUACAUUUCAAUCAUUAAGUUCUAUGCUUAAAAUUAAUUCAAAUAUUGAAUUAUGUUGUUGUCUUUUACAACGAAUAACAAAAAGUCAUACAAUAUGA